GUCACCACCGGGGGAAGCUUCACAUCGUAUCUCGAAUUGUCACGGCCCAAUCCAAUCGAACUACUCACCCCAAUUCUACGUCCCGGCGGACAAAGCGGCCCACCUUCGUCAAUCGACUUACCAAUACUCCCCCUCGAGACGAAACACACAUAUCUACCGCGACAAUGGUUGGCAGGGUCCUCUUCUGGAGUGGCUUCGGCUUCGCCGUCCGCUUCUGGCAAAUGGGCAUUGAAAUGCGCCCCUUCUUCAACAAGGAGUCCCUCUGGGUCUACCCGGUCUACAUGCUCGGCGGUGGCAGCUUUGGCUACUGGCUACAGGGCGUCGACGAGAGGCAGUCGUCCAUCCUCAGCGAGCGCAAGUCCAUCCUGCUCGAGAAGCGCGCGAGGGCGGCGGCGCGCAAGGAGGCGGAGCAGUCAUAGAAGACUACGAAAUUUGAAGAGUGGACGAAAAUCAUCGACAAAAGAGAGAGGCAGAGGGAGGGGGGAGAGAUCAGACCUAAAGGCUUUCUGGUGGAGACAAGCUUUGUGACACCCAUCUGAGUGAGGAAGAGGCAGAUGGAGACCGGUCAAUUCGGGUGUCGAUUGGGGACCUCGAAGAAUCAUUCUCGUUCUAGAGGUGGAACUGGGAUUGCGCGGGAACUGAUUAGGACGCCAAUUAGGAAAUCCCUUUAGAGUCCCUUUGUAUAUGUUACGUAGAAAGAAGGGGAGGCUUAAUUGACGCCGUUCAAGUCAUCGAUAUCUACAGUGUCAUCCCUGAGGCAUCCCCAUCAUCAAGUUGGGCCUAGGACGUGCU
Molecule: messenger RNA, 792 nt
Organism: Colletotrichum scovillei
Lineage: Eukaryota; Fungi; Ascomycota; Sordariomycetes; Glomerellales; Glomerellaceae
Product: NADH2 dehydrogenase subunit 14K
Exons: 2
Coding region: 165-419 (84 amino acids)
Source: RefSeq, a predicted model, not a curated record